ACAAACACGAAUCUACUCUAGGGCUCGGACAUGGCAGCGGUGUCUGUGACCAUCCUGGCAAAGCGCGUUUGAGCCAGCCCAGUAUCUGGGUUCCCACAGGAGCUCUGAUAAGAGUCGGAGGACCGGCGGGUGGACUAUCUCAUGGCGAAACAAGCGCCAUUGCGCGCAGUGUUAUAUACUGCCAACACCGUCUCCCGGGUCUCUAUCCUGACCAGGUCAACCUUUUUUCGCCCUCUCCCUUGUUCUUCUUGAGACCACGGUGAUCCCGUUGACUGUUCCCGCGCCGCCAGCGGCUGGCGAUUUCGAUCAGCUCCCACCAUGGAGGAGAAAGCUACCGAACCGACGGUGGCAGUGGCCACAGGCAUUGCCGAUGAGGCAGCUCCUGAAGUCCACCUCAAAAACCUCAAGAAGCAACAUGCCUGGGAUCCCAAUCUUCCGGACGACAUUGUCGACGAGAUUGACCAGGCUCUUGACACCUCAGACAAGGGUGCGCAAGUGCAAGUUGCCGACGAGUUGCUAGAGAACUCUCCCUAUCCGGAAGUCAGGGCGGCUGUUCCUAACUACGAUGAGGGUGGCCACUCGAAUACGAUUCGCGCGUGGGUGAUUGGUCUGUUGUUCGCCACGAUCGGGUCUGCUUUGAACAUGCUCUUUUCAAUGCGCCAGCCGUACAUUGUCAUUCCCUCAUAUGUUGCGCAGGUAGUUGCGUAUCCAGUCGGCUUGGCGUGGGCAAACUGGAUGCCUGCAGUCGAGUUCAAGUUCUUCGGCAUACCCUGCAACCUAAACCCCGGACCGUUCACCAAGAAGGAGCACGCAGUCAUUGUUAUCAUGGCGAAUGCAACAUUCGGAGGUGGUGCCGCAUACGCUACCGAUGUGCUUCUGGCACAGCGGGCUUUCUACGGCGAGAAUUUCGGCUGGGCCUUCGAAAUCUUUAUGUGUAUAUCAACUCAAAUGCUCGGAUUUGGGUUUGCGGGUUUCUUUCACCGGUUCCUGGUGACUCCUGCGGCUCUAAUCUGGCCAUCGACACUGAUCAAUUGCAGUUUGUUUACUGCUCUCCACGAUCACAGCAGGCCGGAUCCGAGGAAGGUUGCAGGAUGGACUGUUGGCAAAUACAGGUUGUUCCUGUACGUCAUGUGUGGCUCCUUCAUCUGGUAUUUCUUCCCGGGAUACAUUGCUCCCUUCCUGAGCGUGUUCGCAUGGGUUACAUGGAUAAAACCCCAGAAUGUAGUCAUCAACCAGCUCUUCGGUGGCUGGACAGGUCUUUCCCUGAUCCCCAUGACGUUUGACUGGACCCAGAUCUCUGGGUUCAACUUCAGCCCCCUGAUCGCUCCGUGGCACGCGAUUGCCAACACUCUCAUUGGCAUGGUCGUAUUCUACUGGAUCACCACUGCUGGUAUCCACUACUCAGGCCUCUUCUAUGGAAAGCAUCUUCCAAUGAGCGACUCCAAUAGCUACGACAACACUGGCGCAACUUACGACGUGAGCAGAAUCCUGAAUGCGAACAACGAGUUUGACUUGCAAAAAUACCAGUCCUAUUCGCCUCUUUUCCUCACAACCACGUUUUCUCUAUGUUACGGCCUCUCAUUUGCCACAAUCAUCGCUGUUAUCAUUCACACAGGCCUGUUUCAUGGAUCUGAAUUGUGGAUUAGGUUUAGGAACUUCGGUACUGAAGAGGAAGACGUUCACGGGCGCCUGAUGGCCAGGUUCAAGACCGUGCCAUUCUGGUGGUACGCGGCAAUCACUCUUAUCAUGAUCGGAAUGGCCUUGGGUGUCGUUCUUGGUUACCCGACACACUUGUCUUGGUGGGCGUUUUUCGUUUCAUUGAUUAUUGCCUGUGUUUGGUUCGUUCCUUGUGGCCUGAUCCAGGGGGCAACCAAUAUCCAGAUUGGAUUGAACGUCCUUACAGAAUUCAUCGUUGGUUAUAUGCAACCCGGCAAGCCUAUGGCUAUGAUGCUUUUCAAGACCUACGGCUAUAUGACCAUGUAUCAAGGUGUCUUCUUCUGUCAGGACAUGAAACUAGGCCACUACAUGAAAAUUCCUCCUCGUGUGACUUUCGCGGCCCAAAUGGUUAGUUGCUUGUGGUCAUCUGUUGUCCAAAUCGGCGUGAUGAACUGGGCUCUCGGCGCGAUCAAAGAUGUCUGUUCAUCCGACCAGAAAAACCGUUACACGUGCCCCAAUGGACGAGUGUUCUUCAACGCUUCGAUUAUUUGGGGCGCUAUCGGACCCGCGCGUAUAUUCUCGCCUGGAAGUAUCUACUCGCCGCUCCUGUAUUUCUUCAUCGCCGGUGCUAUCUUCCCUGUUCUCAUCUAUCUUGGUGCCCGGGCUUUCCCCAGAAGCAAGAUUCGAUACUUGAACGCUCCCAUUAUUUUCGGAGGCGCAGGGCUGAUCCCCCCUGCGACACCGCUCAACUAUCUGAGCUGGGGAAUUGUUGGCUAUAUCUUCAACUCUUAUAUUCGCAACAAGUGGAGAGGUUGGUGGAUGUACUACAAUUACAUCGUGUCAGCCGGCCUGGAUGUCGGUCUCAUGCUUUGCACGAUUUUGAUCUUCUGUGCUCUUCAGCUUACCAACACAAGCUUCCCAUCGUGGUGGGGAACUAAUAUCGCUGAGAACACCAUGGACGCGCUGGACACUGCUGUCCAAGAGCCCGUUCCUCCUGGGGCCACCUUUGGACCGUCCUCUUGGUAGGGAACUGAAGUGAAUAUGGAAUAUCGGUACUGUGUGCAAUAGGGAAUUGCACACUACUCCUGUGUUAGUAGUAUGACUAUAUAAGACUAAAUUUUCAUGUUACGAAUUUCCCAUAAUGACUUGAUUCGGGCUACAUGGUCCCAGACCUACUCCUAGUAUUCUUGUUAGCUGG
Messenger RNA from Paecilomyces variotii, 2854 nucleotides. RefSeq names its product OPT oligopeptide transporter protein-domain-containing protein. The transcript is spliced from 2 exons. Lineage: Eukaryota; Fungi; Ascomycota; Eurotiomycetes; Eurotiales; Thermoascaceae. The record is from RefSeq and is a predicted model, not a curated record. Gene Ontology annotation, molecular function: oligopeptide transmembrane transporter activity. The coding region runs from base 319 to 2682 and encodes 787 amino acids. Gene Ontology annotation, biological process: transmembrane transport.